AUAAGCGACGUUUACCUAAAAAGUCCAAUGAAUAUUUAAAGCGUGUACAUGUUGAAAUAUUUAUAAAAUAUUUGACAAUUUUUUCAAUCGCUCGCUGCGAAUACAUCUUUAUACGCAUCUGAUAAGGCGAUUUUUUUGUGAUCAACAAGUCAGUGUUUUAUCAGUCGUUAUUCAACAUGGCACACAGAUUAUUGUUGAGAGUCGGACGUUCGCGUCAUGUUAAUCCCACAAGGCAGAUCUCUGUUUCUGCUCUGUCACUUCAACGAAAAUCCACUUUUAAUUGGGAGGAUCCGUUUUGUCUGGAGUCACAACUGACGCAGGAUGAGAUUCUGAUGAGGGAUGAGAUUCGUUCUUAUUGUCAGGAGCGAUUGUUGCCGCACGUAAUCGAGGCGAAUCGUAAGGAAAACUUUGACCGGGAGAUUAUAAGGGAGAUGGGCCAGCUAGGGAUAUUUGGCUGCACCAUGAAGGGUUACGGUGCGGGGGUAUCUUCGGUGGCGUAUGGGCUCCUCGCCAAGGAGAUCGAGGGCGUCGAUAGCGGGUAUCGAUCCUUGUUAUCAGUACAGUCCUCUCUCGCGAGCGGUGCGAUUUAUAUGUAUGGCAGUGAUUGUCAAAAGGAGCGAUUUUUGCCUAAAAUGGUUUGCGGCGAACUAAUCGGUUGUUUCGGUUUGACGGAACCUAAUCAUGGGAGUGACGUAGCAUCCAUGGAGACCAAGGCGACUUACGAUUCCGAUAAAAAAGUUUACAAACUGAACGGUUGCAAAACAUGGAUAACGAACGCGCCCAUCGCCGAUAUAUUAAUAAUAUGGGCGAAAUGUGACGACAAUCAGACUCGCGGAUUUAUCGUUGAUAGAGAGACCGCAAAAAAUCGAUUAUCCACCCCAAAAAUUCAAGGGAAGUUUUCUCUAAGAACAUCCAUCACUGGAAUGAUCAUGAUGGACAACGUAAUUGUGCCCGAGGAAAAUGUGCUGAAUGUUCAAGGACUUAGAGGACCUUUCGGUUGUUUAAACAAUGCUCGAUACGGCAUCGCUUGGGGUGCGUUGGGUGCGGCGGAGACUUGCUUCAAGAUUGCUCGAUCUUAUACUGUGGAGAGACGACAAUUCAACAAGCCUCUGGCAGCGAACCAACUUGUGCAAAAGAAAUUGGCUGACAUGAUGAGUGACAUCGCGAUUGGCCUUCAAGCUUGCUUGCAAGUUGGUAGAUUGAAGGACCAGAACAGAGUUGCUCCGGAAAUGAUUUCUAUCAUAAAGAGAAACUCGACGGCGAAAGCAUUGGAGAUUGCGCGACUCGCGAGAGAUAUGCUAGGCGCAAAUGGCAUUUCGGACGAGUAUCAUGUCAUCAGACACGCGAUGAAUUUGGAAGCCGUAAGCACCUACGAAGGCACAAAUGAUAUUCAUGCGUUAAUCCUCGGGAGAACAAUUACCGGCGUUGCUGCAUUCUAAUUAAUUAUUUUAAUAAAUGUCAAGACUGUCUUUGUACGAUAUGUAUAUUAUGUGUGAACAAUUUUUAUUUUUAUAAAUGUGUGUUUAAAAUAAUAUACUGUCAAGUUUAAAAAAAAUUGUUUCUGUAAAAUAAAAUUGAUUCUGCAAAA
Cataglyphis hispanica is the source of this 1588-nucleotide messenger RNA. RefSeq names its product glutaryl-CoA dehydrogenase, mitochondrial. The transcript has 8 exons. NCBI's taxonomy places the organism in Eukaryota, Metazoa, Arthropoda, Insecta, Hymenoptera, Formicidae. The record is from RefSeq and is a predicted model, not a curated record. Gene Ontology annotation, biological process: fatty acid beta-oxidation using acyl-CoA dehydrogenase; fatty-acyl-CoA biosynthetic process. Bases 177 to 1439 code for a protein of 420 amino acids. Gene Ontology annotation, molecular function: flavin adenine dinucleotide binding; glutaryl-CoA dehydrogenase activity; fatty-acyl-CoA binding. Gene Ontology annotation, cellular component: mitochondrial inner membrane.